CUAAAAACGCUUACCGCUUCGGUCGCAAAUCUGGACGCUCUCAGCGUGAUUCAGUUGCACUUGCUGUAUAGUAAUCAUCUCGUUUGAAUUGGAACCGUUUGCGGCUAAAUCGAUUCUAAACAAAAUGAUUUUAGCUCUUGGUUUUACCUGAUCAGUCUAACCAGUGUAUUUGGGAUAAAUAACAAUAACUUCAGAGAAAACGAUUUCUGCCAGCUGUCGGGUGAGAAACACGGAAUAUGUCGCAAAAUGCUGGAAUGUCCUGAGGGAGAUAGAUCGGCUUCGGCGCGCUGUACAUCUACCGGACAAGCUCGAGUUGUUUGCUGUCCCAUAACCGCACAAGCUUUGUGCAUACAGGUUCCAAUUCAUCGAAUCUCAAGAGCGGGUCCUCAUGUGGUUGGCAACACCGAAAACGCCAAUGUCGGUGAUUUUCCCUUCAUGGGACUGUUGAAGUACAAAGAUCGAACGAAGCGCUGCGGCGCGGCUUUGAUCACCAAGAAACACUUGCUAACCGCUGCACAUUGCAUACGGAACGGGAAACCGACUCAUGUCCUGUUGGGAACCAAUUCGGCAAAUGAUUCAGGUGCUGAACCAUACCGAAUAGCGAGAAUUGUUAUGCAUCCGAAAUACAAUUCGUUGAAGAGUAGCAACGACAUAGCGAUUGUUGAAAUGGCUGAAGAGUACGACACAACAAAGGAAAUUGAUCCACUUUGCUUGUACGGAUCCGAGGAAGACUUGCCGUCGAAUGAAAAUUUAACCGUCGUUGGCUGGGGAUGGACGAAUACAGGUACGCAUAACGUUUCCGACAUUCUGCAAAAAGGCACGGUGAGAACAACAAACUUAAACAGUUGCCAAACAAGUUACAAAGGAGUUAAACGGUCCAUCACGAGCCACCAUCUUUGCGCUCAAGGAGAAGCAGAUGCCAACGGUGUCUACACAGAUGCAUGUAAGGGUGAUUCCGGAGGACCACUGGUGAAGCUUGUGGACAGCAAAUAUCACCUGCUUGGCAUUGUAUCGAUUGGCCACGACUGUGGACUUAAAAACUAUCCUGGGGUGUACACCCGUGUGGCGAACUAUCUGGACUGGAUUAUAGCACAAUUAUGAAUGCCAUAAGUGAGAAAUACUCCAAGUAUACAUAAUACUUGUACCCGCAAAUAGAGACCCUAAAUUAGGAUCUUUACCCGCAAUGACAACACAUGAUUCAAUAAAAAACCUGAACUGGAAAUAAAUUAGUGAUUGUUGUGGUGUACUCGUCACAGAAACUUAAAUAAAUACUGUCACUUUGACAUGUGUUAUCUACCAACCUAAUAAAAAUGUAUUUUGAUGAGAAUGAAAAAGCAAAGAAGAUUAAUACAAACUCAGGCUGAGCCACUUUCUCGAAACAACCGCCAAGU
Molecule: messenger RNA, 1391 nt
Organism: Culex quinquefasciatus (southern house mosquito)
Lineage: Eukaryota; Metazoa; Arthropoda; Insecta; Diptera; Culicidae
Product: trypsin-5
Exons: 3
Coding region: 247-1101 (284 amino acids)
Biological process (GO): proteolysis
Molecular function (GO): serine-type endopeptidase activity
Source: RefSeq, a predicted model, not a curated record